This is a messenger RNA of Molossus molossus (Pallas's mastiff bat), 2653 nucleotides long. It is a transcript of the gene SLC46A3, whose product is annotated as solute carrier family 46 member 3. NCBI's taxonomy places the organism in Eukaryota, Metazoa, Chordata, Mammalia, Chiroptera, Molossidae. Gene Ontology annotation, molecular function: transmembrane transporter activity. Bases 296 to 1684 code for a protein of 462 amino acids. Gene Ontology annotation, biological process: vacuolar transmembrane transport. Gene Ontology annotation, cellular component: lysosomal membrane. The record is from RefSeq and is a predicted model, not a curated record. The transcript is spliced from 6 exons.
GAGCCGAGCCAGGGCCGCGCAGGGGACCGUCCCCGUGGUCACUCUGGACGCGGAAGUGCGCUUUCCUUGCUUUGCGUUCAAAUAAGAGCUGCAGUCACCCUGGCAGGGGCUCUGGGUCGAAUUCCGCGAUUGCCCUUCGCAUCCUGGGGGCGGGGACCCCGCGUCCGGGUGCACCGGCGGCUCGCGGGGCGCGGAGCGCAGAACGCCCCGGAGGGGAGGGCAGAGCGUUCGGACUCCGGGUCCUUAGCCUGGCAAGGAGACUGCCCGAGAGAGCUCAGCAGCCUGCCCCAGCAACAUGAAGAAGAUUUUCCUUGUAGAACCUGCCAUCUGCCUCAGUGCAUUUGCCAUGACUUUGAUCACCCCACUGACCACACAGUACGUGUACCGGAGGAUAUGGCAAGAAACGGGCAACUACAGUAUUGCACUGGACAGCAACAUUUCUGAAUGUGAAAAAAAUAAAAGCAGCCCGAUAUUUGCAUUCCAGGAGGAAGUUCAGAAAAAAGUGUCUCUCUUUAAUCUGCAGAUGGACAUAAGUGGGUUAAUUCCCGGUCUAGUGUCCACCUUCAUCCUUCUGUCCCACAGUGAUCACCUUGGACGAAAAUUCCCUCUGAUUUUGACCUCCGCCAGUGCUCUUGUGACCAGCGCCUGGCUCUGUCUGCUUUCCUAUUUUGCCUUUCCAUUCCAGUUUUUGAUUGUAUCUACCUUCAUUGGGGCCCUUUUUGGCAAUUCAACCACAUUUUUGGGUGCCUCUUUCGCCUACAUAGUUGAUCAAUGUAAAGAAGAGAAACAAAGGACCAUUCGAAUAGCUAUCACUGACUUCCUACUUGGAAUUGUUACUGGGUUAACAGGGCUGUCUUCUGGCUAUUUUAUUAGAGAACUAGGUUUUGUGUGGUCCUUUUUCAUCGUUACUAUGGCUCUUACUGUUAACUUGAUUUAUAUUUUAUUUUUUCUUGGUGAUUCAAUGGAGGAGUCUUUGUCUCAGACUGUCUCCAUAUCAUGCAGUGAAGGCUUUAAAAACCUAUUUUACCGAACUUACAUGCUUUUUAAAAAUGCUGCAGGUGGGCAGCGGUCUUUGCUCUGUUUGUUACUUUUUACAAUGAUCACUUACUUUUUUGUGAUACUUGGCAUUUCCCCCAUUUUUAUCCUCUAUGAAUUGAAUUCACCGCUCUGCUGGAAUGAAGUUCUUAUAGGUUACGGGUCAGCUUUGAGCAGUAUCUCGUUUUUGAGUAGUUUCCUAGGAAUAUGGGGUUUUUCUUACUGUAUGGAAGAUAUCUACAUGGCCUUCAUUGGGAUUGUCACCACCAUGGCAGGAAUGGCCAUGACCGCUUUUGCCAGGACAACGCUGAUGAUGCUUUUAGUCCGGCUGCUCUUCCUCUUCACCAUCGUGCCGCUCUCAGUUCUACGGUCCAUGAUGUCAAAAGUGGUUCGUCCUACUGAACACGGGACCCUGUUUGCUUGCAUUGCUUUCUUAGAGACACUUGGUGGAGUCACUGCAGUUUCGACAUUUAAUGGGAUUUACUCAGCAACUGUUGCGUGGUACCCAGGCUUCACCUUUCUGCUGUCUGCUGGUCUGUUACUAAUUCCAGUGAUCAGUCUAUGUGUCGUCAAGUGCCGCAGCUGGAACAAGAGAAGCAACGCACUUCUUAUCCAAGAAGAAUCCAAUGAAGACGCUUCGGACCAAUGAUGCAUUGUGAUUUCAAAACCAUGCACAUGCCAUGUACUCUGGCUUCUGAGACACACAGCCCGGCUGCGUCAUCAGUACUUCAGGAACAGUCAGUGUUACGUGUCCUUUCUUCUGAGAGGAGUACAGGCUCCAGCUCCCGCAGGUCCGAGCACUUAGAGCACUUUAUGAACAUGUGUGACGUAUCUCCAGCACGGAGAACGCAUCUCAAAGCGCUUCCCCUUUUUGGAUUUACAAAAGGAACUGAAACUUAACAGUAUCAGGAGGGAUUAGGACCUUUGAUAUGAUCAAAUGCAAUAAUCAAUACAAAUACUCCAACUCUCAUACUGAGACCAAGGAGAACGCAUUACCUCAGUUUCUUCAUCUGUAAAAUGGGUUUCUGACCUGUCUCCAGGAUUUUGAAGGACAACUGUCGAAAAUUAUGAUGAGUCAUUCAUCGAUAAGAAAAUAAUAAUGGAAGUUUCAAAUAUUCAUAAUUUUACCUCUACAUAGGUAAUGUUUUGUUUUAUAGAGCCCAUCAAGGUGCUGUUGAUAGUGAAGGCUUUUAAUGGAUGCAAAAUCCUUGAAGAAUACAUAUUUUCACUUCUCUUAAUAUGUUUCAUCAGUGACAGGCAUGAUAAUAUUUCUGUAUGUAACAAAGGAGUAAUUGGAAAAAAAAAUCAGGUUAUAAAUAAAAUGGUUUCUAAAGAAAUGUAAAAUGGAGAAAACAGUCAUUUGGGAAGUAAAGUAAUAUUAUAGCACCAGUCUUUGUUCCUUAUUUCUGUCAAAGGGUAGCCAUUUCUUACUGCCUUACACCCAUCCUGGGGUCUACCCUGGUCCCUGAAAACUCCGCAUUGUUUCAUCUUUUACACACUUGCCCUUCCUCCCUGGCGACAAUGAAACUUCUAUGUCUCAGCCAAACUGUUGCUUCCUCUGUGAAGCCUUGACAUCUGUGCCCGCGCCUACCCCCUGCCCCGCCCAGCGUCCUGCAGA